Mesoplodon densirostris (Blainville's beaked whale) is the source of this 358-nucleotide messenger RNA. RefSeq names its product cytochrome c-like. The coding region runs from base 2 to 283 and encodes 93 amino acids. Gene Ontology annotation, biological process: mitochondrial electron transport, ubiquinol to cytochrome c; mitochondrial electron transport, cytochrome c to oxygen. Gene Ontology annotation, molecular function: heme binding; electron transfer activity. The transcript has a single exon. Gene Ontology annotation, cellular component: mitochondrial intermembrane space. NCBI's taxonomy places the organism in Eukaryota, Metazoa, Chordata, Mammalia, Artiodactyla, Ziphiidae. The record is from RefSeq and is a predicted model, not a curated record.
AAUGGGUGAUGUUGAGAAGGGCAAGAAGAUUUUUGUUCAGAAGUGUGCCCAGUGCCAUACUGUGGAAAAGGGAGGCAGGCGAAAGACAGGUCAGGCUGUCGGAUUCUCUUACACAGAUGCCAACAAGAACAAAGGCAUCACCUGGGGAGAGGAGAUGCUGAUGGAGUAUUUGGAGAAUCCCAAGAAGUACAUCCCUGGAACAAAAAUGAUCUUUGCUGGCAUUAAGAAGAAGGGAGAAAGGGCAGACUUGACAGAUUACCUCAAAAAAGCUACUAAUGAGUAAUAGUUGGCCACUGCCUUAUUUAUUAUGAAACAAAUGUCUCAUGACUUUUUAUGUGUACCAUAUUUAAAUUGAUCU